AUGAGUAAUAACACUAUUAGUGAAAAUCAACAACCAAUAAUAUCGGACACCAAUGCUACCAACACUAGCGACCGAUCUAGUAGCAAUGGUUCUCACCACCAUCACCACCAUCAUCAUCACCAUCAUAGUAGUACCACUACCACCAACAGUAGUCCUACAACCAGUAAAAGUAACGGGACUCAUCAUCACCAUCACCAUCACCAUCGUCAAAGCAGUAACCAUAAUUCCCAUAAACCAUCCAACGGUAGUACCAGUACCAUUUCUCAGAGGAUCGGGAAAUACCAAAUUAUCAAAACGUUGGGCGAAGGUUCUUUUGGUAAAGUCAAAUUAGCUUAUCACAUCACUACAAACCAAAAGGUUGCUUUGAAAAUCAUCAAUAAAAAGGUUUUGGCCAAGAGCGAUAUGCAAGGCCGUAUAGAACGUGAAAUUUCCUAUUUGAGAUUACUAAGACAUCCACAUAUUAUCAAAUUGUACGACGUCAUCAAGAGUAAAGAAGAAAUUAUCAUGGUUAUAGAAUAUGCCAGCAACGAAUUGUUUGAUUAUAUUGUCCAAAGGGAUAAGAUGAGCGAGCAGGAAGCCCGUAGGUUUUUCCAACAGAUUAUUAGUGCUGUAGAGUACUGUCACAGACACAAGAUUGUCCAUAGAGAUUUAAAACCAGAAAACUUGCUAUUGGACGAUAAUUUGAACGUUAAAAUUGCAGAUUUUGGGUUAUCCAACAUUAUGACUGAUGGUAACUUUUUGAAAACUUCUUGUGGGUCUCCCAAUUACGCUGCUCCAGAAGUUAUUAGUGGUAAAUUGUAUGCAGGUCCUGAAGUCGAUGUUUGGUCAUGCGGUGUCAUCUUAUACGUUAUGUUAUGUCGCCGUUUGCCCUUUGAUGAUGAAAGUAUUCCAGUACUAUUUAAAAACAUUAGCAAUGGUGUUUACACUUUGCCCAAAUUCUUAAGUCCAGGGGCAUCCAAUUUAAUAAAAAGAAUGUUAAUCGUUAACCCAUUAAAUAGAAUUACCAUUCAUGAAAUAUUCCAAGACGAGUGGUUUAAAGUGGAUUUGCCUGAAUAUUUGCUACCACCAGAUUUAAAAGGAAGUGCCGUCGCUGAUAGUGAUGAUAAGCAGCAAGAAGAUAAGCAGUCCAACAAAGAUGCUAAAGAAGGUUCACAGCACGAAGAGGAAAUUAACGAUGGUAUGGUUAAUAUGCUAGCUUCUACGAUGGGCUACGAGAAAAACGAAAUUUAUGAUGCUCUAGAAUCUGGCAAUAAUACACCUGCUUAUAACGAAAUCAGAGAUGCGUAUCUAUUGAUUAAAGAAAACCAGAAGUUCAUCGAGGAUUUGAAAAACAAUAACAAUAAUGAUUUUAAAAACAAUGAGUUUGAAACUUUCUUGUCUCAAUCACCACCGGUGUAUGAUCAAUCAUCAAGCUCAUUUUUAAGUUCACCCCCAUCUACAACAACAAAUGAAAGCAACGAGACUAAACACCACCGUAUUAUGAAACCAUCUAAUACUUCCAAUUAUUAUCCAUCAUCCUUUAAUAACGAUGUGGGUCCAGAUGAAACAAGUACUAUUGCGAUCUUACCCAGUUCGCUACCACAAAUACAUAGAGCUAAUAUGAUGCAACAAGGAUCACGAGCAGCCAUGAAAAUAACACCUUUAAAUAACAAAAAAUCAAAAACCAAGUGGCAUUUUGGUAUCAGAUCUAGGUCCUAUCCAUUGGAUGUAAUGGGUGAAAUUUAUAUCGCCUUGAAAAACUUGGGAGCAGAAUGGGCAAAACCCAGUGAAGAAGAUCUAUGGACUAUUAAAGUAAGAUGGAGAUAUGAUACUGGGUCCCUUGAUCAACAAAGGAAAAUACCAGACUUGAUGAGAAUGGUUAUUCAAUUAUUUCAGAUUGAGCCUAACAAUUAUUUAGUUGACUUUAAAUUUGACGGAUGGGAAACUAGUAAUGGUGAAGAAGGGAGCAGCAACAGUAGCAGUACCGAGGAAGAGAUGAGUACUUUUUCUGCUUACCCUUUUUUGCAUUUAACUACUAGAUUGAUUAUGGAAUUGGCUGUCAAUAGCCAAAGCUGA
Molecule: messenger RNA, 2055 nt
Organism: Saccharomycodes ludwigii
Lineage: Eukaryota; Fungi; Ascomycota; Saccharomycetes; Saccharomycodales; Saccharomycodaceae
Gene: SNF1
Product: AMP-activated serine/threonine-protein kinase catalytic subunit SNF1
Exons: 1
Coding region: 1-2055 (684 amino acids)
Biological process (GO): intracellular signal transduction; protein phosphorylation
Cellular component (GO): cytoplasm
Molecular function (GO): ATP binding; protein serine/threonine kinase activity
Source: RefSeq, a predicted model, not a curated record